Ornithorhynchus anatinus (platypus) is the source of this 567-nucleotide messenger RNA. Its product is annotated as serine protease inhibitor Kazal-type 1. Bases 225 to 464 code for a protein of 79 amino acids. Gene Ontology annotation, molecular function: protein binding; serine-type endopeptidase inhibitor activity. The record is from RefSeq and is a predicted model, not a curated record. NCBI's taxonomy places the organism in Eukaryota, Metazoa, Chordata, Mammalia, Monotremata, Ornithorhynchidae. The transcript has 4 exons.
UUUCUUUCUCAAUUCAAGGAAAGAGGAAGGAGGGCUGAACAGCUUCUCUUGAUUGAUUCAGAAGGAAAAAGGUCCGAUCGAAGCACCUGAGACUCAGACGUCAUUUAGUGGGUGGCGCCCCGGAGGUCCCUCCCUAUAUAUGGGCGCGGAGGGCUGAUGGUUAAAGCGAUAAAAUUAGUAAAUUUCUAGUGUGGAGGACUCUCGCGACUAAGAAGAUCGCAGUCAUGAGGAUCACAGGAGUCUUCCUGUUGCUCUUAGCGACUUUUCUCUGCUUCUCCGACCUUGCCGGAGCCCUGGGAGAGGGGAGAGAGCCUGACUGUAAAACUCCACUGGCAAAGUGCACCAAGAUCUAUGAGCCCGUGUGCGGGUCGGAUGGAGAGACUUAUGCCAACGAAUGCCUGCUCUGUGAGGCCAACAAGCCUAGGAAGGAGCACGUCCUCGUUCGGAAAUCCGGGAAGUGCUGAAGACCCAGAUGGAGGAUCGGGGAUGGCGGAGAGAAGCCCGGCGCCUUCUGAGUCGUAACUCAACCCGCCUGGUGGUUUAAUAAAGGCAGGGAUGCGGCCCAGG